Molecule: messenger RNA, 1616 nt
Organism: Condylostylus longicornis
Lineage: Eukaryota; Metazoa; Arthropoda; Insecta; Diptera; Dolichopodidae
Gene: LSm3
Product: U6 snRNA-associated Sm-like protein LSm3
Exons: 3
Coding region: 587-892 (101 amino acids)
Biological process (GO): P-body assembly; mRNA splicing, via spliceosome
Cellular component (GO): U6 snRNP; catalytic step 2 spliceosome; Lsm1-7-Pat1 complex
Molecular function (GO): RNA binding
Source: RefSeq, a predicted model, not a curated record
AACUAAAAAAUUAUCUUUGUAAUGAUGUAUAAGGUACUAGUCAGAACAAGCAGGUGUUAUUUUUAUAAAACAAGCAGAUAUUUGUUUCUCUAUGGACUCUGAAUCGCAACAUAUGAGAGAUUUAAAUGAUAUUUUUAGAAUUGAUUUUCCUUGAUUUUCUUUUACAAAACAAUAACAAAUUAUGUACCUACUCUACUACUAUCUACCGAGUGAAAUGCGUAUUUUGAGUGUAUUUUGGUUAUACAUAUACAUACGUUAAUGACAAUGUUCUCUUGUUGUCUAUAGCAUAGUAAAUUUCAGGAAAGCUACAGUCUGAAUUUGACGUUUGAAAAAUUGAAAAGUUGAAAAAAGUGUUUGUUUCGUAAAUUUUAAUUAAUGAAUUUAUAAAUUUUUUUUGAUAUAGCUACACGAAUAAGUUAUGCACCAGUGUUUAAGGUCAAAUAGAGUUUAUUAGGUUGUAAAAUUUGUAUUUGAAUUGAGUGAUUCUAACCUUUUGAAUUUAACCGGGAAUACUCUUUUUUCACAAAAAUAAUUUUUUGUUGAACUUUUGAAUUGAUUGUAAGGCUAAAAUAGUAAAUCAUAAAGGAUGGCAACUGAAGAAGAUCAAAUCCAAGUUAUGCCGGUUAAGGAACCUUUGGAUUUAAUUCGGCUUAGUCUUGACGAAAAAAUUUAUGUUAAAAUGCGAAAUGAACGAGAAUUAAGGGGGAGAUUGCACGCUUUUGAUCAGCAUUUAAAUAUGGUACUGGGCGAUGCAGAGGAAACUGUAACAACGGUUGAAAUUGAUGAGGAAACUUAUGAAGAAGUUUAUAAGACUACAAAAAGGAACAUUCCAAUGUUGUUUGUUAGAGGGGAUGGUGUUAUUUUAGUAUCUCCACCAAUGCGAGUGGGUUAAACGUGAACCCAAAAUAAUACUAUAUGCAUAUUUUUGUAAAUGCUUAUUUAGUUUAAUAAAGGAAUUAAAAUACUAUUUACAUUUUUAAAUUAUAAGUGGCAUGGGCAUAGAAAUGUGUCGUACCAAGGCUUCACUGAUAAUAAGAGAAACAUAAACGCAUACAAGUAUAGUAGAAUACUAAAAUUUGGCCGUCAAAUAUGCUGAUUCUAAUAUUCAGAUCAAUUUUCUUGAAAUACACACUAUGUGAUUAUUUCAUGUUAUCUAAAAACACUUUUAAUAUUGGAAGACGACUCUUAGGACAUUAAUAAUCAUCCAGCAAAAUACAAUUCUUAGUAAUUUAAUUAUUUUAAAUAUGCAUAAUGUUAUCAAAAGUUAAAUAAAGAUUUGACCUUUUUCUCAUUUUAUAAGUAUCCAAAUGCGCUGUUCGGAAACUAAAAAAAAAAAGAUAUUUUAAUUCCUAUACUAGAAAAGGAUAUGUUAUUCUAAAAAUUUCUCAUGUUUAUGUUUUAGUGUUUUGUACCACAAAUUAAGAACUUUUUAAGAGGAACUAAUAGCUAUUGUCAAAAAUAAUUAAAUUAGCAAAAAACAAAAAUUACCAAAAUUGACAAAUUUUUUUGAAAUUUUACAAAUAAUAGCACAUUCUUAGUGUAUUAGUACAUGCACUUUACGUAUCUAGUAUUUAAUUUAUAUUGAACAUGCAUAUUUAAAAUCUAAAAAUGAAGUC